Messenger RNA from Oncorhynchus tshawytscha (Chinook salmon), 1812 nucleotides. RefSeq names its product endoplasmic reticulum mannosyl-oligosaccharide 1,2-alpha-mannosidase. The record is from RefSeq and is a predicted model, not a curated record. The coding region runs from base 1 to 1812 and encodes 603 amino acids. The transcript is spliced from 13 exons. Gene Ontology annotation, cellular component: membrane; endoplasmic reticulum. Gene Ontology annotation, biological process: carbohydrate metabolic process; N-glycan processing. Lineage: Eukaryota; Metazoa; Chordata; Actinopteri; Salmoniformes; Salmonidae. Gene Ontology annotation, molecular function: mannosyl-oligosaccharide 1,2-alpha-mannosidase activity; calcium ion binding.
AUGACAAUGCAGUGCCUCUGUAUAGUACGUAGCAGCAUGAAAUGGAAACAGUUAUCCAGAUUGCAGCGCAACCUCAUCCUCUUCAGCGUGGCUCUCAUGUUAGUUUGUGGGAUUGCCACUUACCCCACUGUCACAGAACACUUCAGAGGCCUUACUGUUGUUGUGAAGGAGGAUGAGGGCCAUGUUCUGAAACUGGUCAUCCCUGAGGUCCUACCUGAGUCGGAUAAACAGAACCAACCACUAGUACCAGAGCCACCUUCAGAGAAGCAGAAGAGGGCACCCCACAAGCGGGGGCCACCCGGCCUGCAGAACCGUCUGCAAAAGAAAGGCACCAGGCGUGGGGCCUUGAUUGAGGCUGACCAAGCCACUGAAGGAGGAACUGCCAAGGAAGCAGAGAACAAGGUGGCUGUCCCAGCGGUUGAGCAAGAGGACCAUUCACACGAGCCAGAAUUCGAUAGGCUUGAGGCAGUACGAGAUGCUUUCAGACAUGCGUGGAAGGGGUACAAAGAGUUUGCCUGGGGCCAAGAUGAGCUGAGGCCCAUCUCUAAGUCUUAUGGAGAGUGGUUUGGCCUGGGCUUGACCCUGAUUGACGCCCUGGACACCAUGUGGAUCCUCAACCUCAGAGAAGAGUUUGAGGAGGCUAAGACCUGGGUGUCAACGGAGCUCUCCUUCAAUAAGAACGUUGAUGUGAACCUUUUUGAGAGCACCAUCCGUAUCCUGGGCGGCUUGCUGAGCACUUACCAUCUGACUGGAGACGCUCUGUUCCUGGACAAGGCUAAAGAUAUAGGAACGAGGUUAAUGCCUGCCUUCAACACCCCGUCCAAGAUCCCCUACUCAGAUGUGAACAUUGGGAAGGGUACGGCCCACCCCCCUCGAUGGACGUCGGACAGCACUGUUGCUGAGGUCACCAGCAUCCAGCUAGAGUUUAGGGAGCUGAGUCGCCUCACUCAGGACACACGCUACCGGGCUGCAGUGGAUAAGGUCAUGCAAAAAGUCCACAAGCUGGAAGGGAAGCAGGACGGCCUCGUCCCCAUGUUCAUCAACACCAAUAGCGGCCAGUUCACCCAUCUGGGGGUCUUCACCCUGGGCGCACGAGCAGAUAGCUACUACGAAUACCUCCUUAAACAGUGGAUACAGGGAGGCCAGAAGGAGACAGAAUUGCUGGAGGAUUACCUGCAGGCCCUAGAGGGAGUGAAGAAGAACCUGCUUAAGAAGUCAUCUCCUAACAGCCUGACCUUCGUAGGGGAGCUGUCCCAUGGUCAGUUCAGCCCCAAAAUGGACCACCUGGUGUGUUUCCUCCCUGGGACCCUGGCUCUAGGGGCCCACCACGGCCUGCCAGCCGACCACAUGGAGCUGGCCAAGCAGCUGAUGGAGACCUGCUACCAGAUGUAUGCCCAGAUGGAGACUGGCUUGAGCCCUGAGAUCGUCCACUUCAACAUGCACGAGGGAAGCAUCAGAGAUGUAGACGUCAAGCUUGCAGACAGACACAACCUCCUUCGCCCUGAGACGGUGGAGAGCUUGUUUUAUCUGUACAGGUUCACUAAGGACAGGAAGUACAGAGACUGGGGCUGGGAGAUCCUCCAGAACUUCAACAAGUACACCAAGGUUUCUACUGGUGGCUACACAUCCAUCAACAACGUCCGGGACCCAGAGUACCCCAGCCCCCGGGACAAGAUGGAGAGUUUCUUCCUGGGGGAGACUCUUAAGUACUUCUACCUGCUGUUCUCAGAUGACCCAGAGCUGGUCAGUCUGGACAAGUAUGUGUUCAACACAGAGGCCCACCCCCUGCCCAUCUGGCCUUCUGCUGAGUGA